Molecule: messenger RNA, 402 nt
Organism: Staurois parvus
Lineage: Eukaryota; Metazoa; Chordata; Amphibia; Anura; Ranidae
Source: the annotation of a GenBank genome assembly
UCAAUGUCUGAUGAUGAAUUUCCCCACGAAUCAUUAUCACUCAAUUCUGCAAGUGGUUCUAAUUUACUAUCGCUGUUCUCUAGCUGGUCUAAAACCGCUUUUGACCUAAAGGGACGCUUUUUGGACGCCAUGGACAUUUCUCAGUUUCCAGGCAGAAAGAAUAGUAAAAAUGCAGGCAGGGCACAGGACAAAGCACUAGGGACAAAAUGUAUGUGAAAUGGUUUGAUACAGUAAUGUUUUACUAUGUGAUUUUAGUGUAUUUAAUGAAUGUCACUUUUUGUCAUUUUCAAAUUUCCCGCCAGUUCCAUCCCUGUACAUCCCGAUGCUCGCAGGGGACGGAACCCAGAUGACAGAUGUUGGCAUCCGCUGGAAGACAUUACAGGGGACACUGCAGGAGGGACA